Messenger RNA from Oncorhynchus mykiss (rainbow trout), 5048 nucleotides. Lineage: Eukaryota; Metazoa; Chordata; Actinopteri; Salmoniformes; Salmonidae. The record is from RefSeq and is a predicted model, not a curated record.
UGUCCUUGUCGUUGCACAGACGGGAAUGUCAACUCGGAAAGAUGGUCCGCAUAGCGAGCGUCCUGGGGUUGGUGAUGCUCAGUGUUACUCUGCUCAUACUCUCAUUGAUCAGCUACGUGUCAAUAAAGAAAGAUUUUCUAUUCACGACCCCCAAAUACGCAAGUUCAGGGGGUUCUCGGAUGUAUAUGUUUCAUACCGGAUUUCGGUCUCAGCUGGCCAUGAAGUACCUGGACCCAGCCUUCACCCCUCUGACCAAGGCCCUAAACGAGAUCAUCCAGGAGAACACUUCCAAAUGGCGCUAUAACAGGACGGCUUUCACAGAACAUAGAAAAGAGAUCUCUCAGCACAUCGACAUCGCCCACAACUUCACCCUGACCCGGAGCAGCGUGCGCGUGGGUCAGCUGAUGCACUAUGACUAUUCCAGCCACAAGUACGUGUUCUCUAUCGGAGAGAACUUCAAGUCCCUGCUUCCCGAGGCCUCCCCCAUCGUCAACAAACACUACAAUGUGUGUGCCGUGGUGGGGAACAGCGGCGUCCUCACAGGGAGUCGUUGUGGUCCCGAGAUCGAGAAGUUUGACUUCGUCUUCCGCUGCAACUUCGCUCCCACGGAGAUCUUCCACCGGGACGUGGGGCGGAGGACCAACCUCACAACCUUUAACCCCAGCAUCCUGGAGAAGUACUACAACAACCUGCUGACCCUCCAGGACAGGAACAACUUCUUCCUGAGUCUGAAGAAGCUGGACGGGGCCAUACUCUGGAUCCCUGCCUUCUUCUUCCAUACCUCGGCCACGGUGACCAGGACACUGGUCGACUUCUUUGUGGAGCACAGAGGACAGCUGAAGGUUCAGCUAGCCUGGCCUGGCAACAUCAUGCAGUACAUAAACCGAUACUGGAAGACCAAGCAGCUGUCACCGAAGCGUCUGAGCACAGGGAUCCUCAUGUACACUCUGGCCUCGUCCAUGUGUGAGGAGAUCCACCUGUACGGCUUCUGGCCCUUUGGCUGGGACCCCAACACGGGCAAGGAGCUGCCCUAUCACUAUUACGACAAGAAGGGUACCAAGUUCACCACCAAGUGGCAGGAGUCCCACCAGUUGCCAGCAGAGUUCAAACUGCUCUAUAAAAUGCACACAGAGGGACUUAUCAAACUAACUCUCUCACAUUGUGCCUAGACCUCACUGGACUGGACCGAACUAGACCUGGACUGGACUUGACUGGACCGAACUGUACAUGGACUAGAUCAGACUAAAAGGCUAAAUCUGGCACAUGAUGUCAUUUUCUGAUUGUAAACUGGUUUUCUGGUUUAAGAAGGUGUUGAAUAACCAGAUUACAACCAAUUGGUCGAUGUUACUGUACAGCCAGCUAUGAAGGUCUUUUUAAUGACGACAUCAAGAAAUCGGGAGAAAGAUGUUAUAUCUUGGUUGUUAUCUGGUUAAAUAACCAGAACCAGGUCACAACUAGACAUAAAGACGUAUUUUUCUGGUUGUAAAAAGACAUAAGCAUAACGUCAUUCAUUAUCCAAUCAGCAUAUAGCACAACCUGACCACGACAUCAUGAAACAUGCCAUUGCAAACAGUUUUUCCCGCUGCGAUGGGCCAGUGAGAUUCAUACUGACUGCCCAAGAUGGAUUCCCAGGCUGCCCAUGUUGUUGCCUGCUAGUGCUACGCUUUGUGACAGCUAAACUGCUAUACUACAGCGGCUAAACUGCAGCGACUAUACUACAGCGGCUAUACUACAGCGACUAUACUACAGCGGCUAAACUGCAGCGGCUAUACUACAGCGGCUAAACUACAGCGGCUAUACUACAGCGGCUAUACUACAGCGGCUAAACUACAGCGGCUAAACUACAGCGGCUAUACUACAGCGGCUAAACUACAGCGGCUAUACUACAUCGGCUAUACUACAGCGGCUAAACUACAGCGGCUAUACUACAGCGGCUAUGCUACAGCGGCUAUACUACAGCGGCUAAACUACAGCGGCUAAACUACAGCGGCUAAACUACAGCGGCUAUACUACAGCGGCUAUACUACAGCGGCUAAACUACAGCGGCUAUACUACAGCGGCUAUACUACAGCGGCUAAACUACAGCGGCUAUACUACAGCGGCUAAACUACAGCGGUUAUACUACAGCGGCUAAACUACAGCGGCUAUACUACAGCGGCUAUACUACAGCGGCUAAACUACAGCGGCUAUACUACAGCGGCUAUACUACAGCGGCUAAACUACAGCGGCUAUACUACAGCGGCUAAACUACAGCGGUUAUACUACAGCGGCUAAACUACAGCGGCUAUACUACAGCGGCUAUACUACAGCGGCUAAACUACAGCGGCUAAACUACAGCGGCUAAACUACAGCGGCUAAACUACAGCGGCUAUACUACAGUGGCUAAACUACAGUGGUUAUACUACAGCGGCUAUACUACAGCGGCUAUACUACAGUGACUAUACUACAGCGGUUAUACUACAGCGGCUAUACUACAGCGGCUAUACGACAGCGGCUAAACUACAGCGGCUAUACUACAGCGGGCUAAACUACAACGGCUAUACUACAGCGGCUAUACUACAGCGGCUAAACUACAGCGGCUAUACUACAGCGGCUAUACUACAGCGGCUAAACUACAGCGGCUAUACUACAGCGGCUAAACUACAGCGGCUAUACUACAACCUGUUAUACUACAGCGGCUAAACUACAGCGGCUAUACUACAGCGGCUAUACUACAGCGGCUAUACUACAGCGGCUAUACUACAGCGGCUAAACUACAGCGGCUAUACUACUUCCUGUUAUACUACAGCGGCUAAACUACAGCGGCUAUACUACAGCGGCUAAACUACAGCGGCUAUACUACAGCGGCUAAACUACAGCGGCUAUACUACAGCGGCUAUACUACAGCGGCUAAACUACAGCGGCUAUACUACAGCGGCUAAACUACAGCGGCUAUACUACAGCGGCUAUACUACAGCGGCUAUACUACAGCGGCUAUACUACAGCGGCUAAACUACAGCGGCUAUACUACAGCGGCUAUACUACAGCGGCUAAACUACAGCGGCUAAACUACAGCGGCUAAACUACAGCGGCUAUACUACAGCGGCUAUACUACAGCGGCUAUACUACAGCGGCUAUACUACAGUGGCUAUACUACAGCGGCUAUACUACAGUGGCUAUACUACAGUGGCUAUACUACAGCGGCUAAACUACAGCGGCUAAACUACAGCGGCUAAACUACAGCGGCUAUACUACAGCGGCUAUACUACAGCGGCUAUACUACAGCGGCUAUACUACAGCGGCUAUGCUACAGCGGCUAUACUACAGCGGCUAUACUACAGCGGCUAUACUACAGCGGCUAUACUACAGCGGCUAUGCUACAGCGAUCCAAGCUACAGCGGCUAAGACACAGUAAUAUCAGACUUUUUUAUCAUCAUUAUAUAUCAGAGCUCUGGUUUAUCUAUGGCACAAUAGAAAUGACAAAAAUCGACAAUACAGAUUUUCCUGUAUUGUGGAUAUAUACUGUAUGUACAGUUGCAGCUGGUUAUAUUCUAACCAAGUGGUUUUGGUGAUUAUUUUACAUUUUUUUCUCCAGAGAUUUAGGUUGCCGUGUUUUUUUUUUUUUUUUUUUGGCUUUUUAAGAAUUUAAAUAAUGUUAAGAAAGUAUCACUACCGAAUAAUAUCAUUUAACAGGCACGAGAAAUGGUUAGUGGUUAGAGCGUUGGGCCAGUAACCCAAAAGGUUGCUAGAGCAAAUCCCCCGAGCUGGUAAAAAGGUUAAAAAAAAAAAAAUCUGUCGUUCUGCCCCCCCUGAACAAGGCAGUUAACCCACUGUUCCUAGGCCGUCAUUGUAAAUAAGAAUUUGUUCUUAAACUGACUUAGUUGCCUGGUUAAAUAAAGGUUAAAAUGCAAAAAAUUAAAAUACAGUAAGUUCAAGAUCUCUACAGUAACUUUUUGAGAGAGUUGGAGCUAGAGUCUCACAUUUCAGCGUGUUGAUGUACCGUAUCUGCUCAGAUAUAUUACAGUAACUUCUGUUGGCACUUGGAAAGAGGACACACAUGCAAAGUCCUACUGUGUAUAUGGUGCUAUGACUGAGAAUAAAUAGACUUCGAUACAAAAAUGGGGUGAUACACUAUACGUGGACACCCCCUUCAAAUGAGUGGGUUCGGCUAUUUCAGCCACAACCGUUGCUGACAGGUGUAUAAAAUCGAGCACACGGCCAUGCAAUCUCCAUAGACAAACAUUGACAGUAGAUUGGCCUUCAGUGACUGUCGACAUGGCACCAUCCUACUGUAGGUCAAAGUAGACUCCAAUACGAGAACGGGAUGAUAGCUAGAUAUGCUAUUUAUUGGCUCAGGCAACGAACAGUAGCCCCAUCAAUAUAACCCUUGUGGUUGGAAGACUACAUAUUACCAUAGAAUUAGACUGGUCUACCUAUUCAUACAUAUUACCAUAUAAUUAGACUGGUCUACCUAUUCAUACAUAUUACCAUAGAAUUAGACUGGUCUACCUAUUCAUACAUAUUACCAUAGAAUUAGACUGGUCUACCUAUUCAUACAUAUUACCAUAGAAUUAGACUGGUCUACCUAUUCAUACAUAUUACCAUAUAAUUAGACUGGUCCACCUAUUCAUACAUAUUACCAUAGAAUUAGACUGGUCCACCUAUUCAUACAUAUUACCAUAUAAUUAGACUGGUCUACCUAUUCAUACAUAUUACCAUAUAAUUAGACUGGUCUACCUAUUCAUAUAUAUUACCAUAUAAUUAGACUGGUCUACCUAUUCAUACUGUACAUAUUACCAUAGAAUUAGACUGGUCCACCUAUUCAGAGCCAUAUAUUUAAAUAUGUAUUUACUAUUCACUGUGUACAAAACAAUAGGAACACCUUCCUAAUAUUUAGUUGCGCCCCCUUUUGCCCUCAGAACAGCCUAAAUUCAUCGGGGUAUGAACUCUAUAAUGUGUCAAGCGUUCCACAGGGAUUCUGGCUCAUGUUGACUCCAAUGCUUCCCACAGUUGUGUCAAGUUGGCUGGAUGUCCUUUGAGUGGUGGACCAUUCUUGAUAAACACGGGAA